This is a messenger RNA of Chilo suppressalis (striped riceborer), 3508 nucleotides long. The record is from the annotation of a GenBank genome assembly. Lineage: Eukaryota; Metazoa; Arthropoda; Insecta; Lepidoptera; Crambidae.
UCGAUGUUUCGAUGAUAUCGAAGUCAACUCAUCGAGGUUAAAAAAUCGAUGUUUUCCAGUAAAACAUUGAUGUUUAUACAACAUCGAUGAAUAUCGUGCAUCCCUAUUGUGAAGCUGCUGACAUUGACAGUUUGUUUUGUUUGACAGCCAUAAAACAGAUUCAGACACCAAAAUUCUACACAAAAUUUGCACUAAAGAAACAGGAGAAUCUUCCUUAAAAUAAAUUAAAAUUUGGUAAUGAUCCGGGAAGAUGAUCCUCAGUUUCGCAUCACGCCAUUUCAACAAAUGGCAUCGGCAUGCUCCGGUGCUCUAAUAACCUCAUUAUUUAUGACACCAUUAGAUGUUGUUAAAAUUCGGUUGCAAGCACAACAGAAAGCAUUACUUUCAAAUAAAUGCUAUUUGUAUUGCAAUGGACUUAUGGAACAUCUUUGUCCCUGUGGGGAGACCGCAUGGAUUCCCCGAAGAGUGCAUUUUCAUGGAACUAUGGAUGCCUUUUAUAAAAUAGCAAAGCUGGAAGGAGUCCCAGCACUUUGGUCGGGGCUAAGCCCUACGUUAGUUUUAGCUCUUCCCUGUACAGUUAUUUAUUUUGUGUCUUAUGAACAACUUCGAUAUAGAAUGAAAACUUUAUAUAACCAAAUAUCAGGAAAUAUGACCCAGCCAAUGUGGAUACCGUUAAUAGCAGGAGCUACUGCUAGAAUGACUGCUGUAACUGUAGUUAGUCCAUUAGAACUCAUAAGAACUAAGAUGCAGUCGAAAAACUUGACUUAUGGAGAAAUUUCUUCUGCAUUACAACAAGUGAUACGGUAUGAGGGAUGUAGAGGGCUGUUCCGUGGAUUAGGUUCAACUCUUUUAAGAGAUGUACCUUUCUCAGGUUUAUACUGGACUACAUUUGAAUCCACAAAGAGAUUUUUUAAUCGGCCGGACUCUGAAAAGAAUACAUUUUUAUUUAACUUCUUUUGUGGAUCUGUAGCUGGCAGUAUUGCUGCUUUUGUGACACUGCCUUUUGAUGUCAUUAAAACACACCAGCAAAUUGAGUUGGGUGAAAAAGAAAUUUACACAGAUGGAAAAACACAACAAAGAGCAUCAAAUAUGCAGGAUAUUGCAAGGAACAUUUAUAGAAAUCAUGGGUUCAAAGGAUUGUUUACUGGACUAUUGCCUCGAAUUUUUAAAGUAGCACCUGCUUGUGCUAUAAUGAUUGCCACAUUUGAAUAUGGAAAACAGUUUUUCCAAAAAUACAAUACUCAAAAAUAUAAGGAGAAAAUGCAAAGCCAAGGCAUUGAAAUAGAAAUAAUAAAAAGUGAACAGUAGCAUGUGCAUGCAUCUGUCAAGGCAUCAGGAGUUAGUCUUAAUAGGAAAAUCAAAUAGUAAUGGCUAUUCCUAAUCGAGAUUUCUGGACACAUCAUGGAAUGCGUGGCAACUAUCAUUCAUUUUAAAUACACCUACAGACAAGAAGCAGCCAGGUGUACUAAUUGGAUAGGAAAUCAAACUCAGCAUUUUUUUUAUUAUUAUCCAAGCUAGGGGUUGUCCAUUAAUCACGUGAGGCUCGAAAGGGGGGGGGGGGGGGGUCCGUAAAAAAACACGAAAUAUCACAAGGGGGGAUGGUGGGUGUAGUAAUAUAUCACGUGUAUUUACGUGGUCCGAGGAUACUGUAUAUAUAAAUUGUUCAGUUUCUUUCUUUAUAUUGAUGUCAGUCAAAAACAACAUUUCUGUCUACCUCUAAAAGUUUAAAAAAAUAAGAUUCUUUGUAGGUACUAAAAAUACACGUGAUAUGGGGUGGGGGGUGGCGGGCUAGACUUUAACCUCACCAUGUAUCACCAAGGGGGAGGGGGGGUUAAAAAAUGCCAAAAACACAUCACGUGAUUAAUGGACGGCCCCCUAGUAAUGUAGAAUGCUGACAUGUAAAUAAAAAAAAAUACCUAAAAAGAUAUGCUCUUCAGAAUGAUUACAUAAAGCCAAUUGCCUAAUAUGGUAGAGCCUAGGAACUUGGGUAAAUCAAACAUUACCCAUAAAUCAGAAUUCAUGUAAACCUACCAAGGCGAUAAAUUUUCUAUCUCUAACAAGUUAUAGUAGAGAAUAUUAGUUCACUUGUGUACUUUGUGCUCAUAAUCAUACCAAGCAAUUAACAUAGAUAGGUUAUUAUAGUAAAAUUUAAAUUGUGUGGUGAAAAUUUAAAUCUUAUGUCUGAACAGUUAAACACAAUUGAUGGACUAACAAAAGUAUGUUGUUUUUGCCAAAGAAAUGUCUGGAUGCAGAUCCAAACGCCUAAAUAAUUUUUGUUAUGCCCAUGAACUAAGUUAGAGCAACUAUGUACCUGGUUAUUGUUAAUUAAAUUAAAGACCACAGUAAACUUCUUUAGCAUCAACCAUUGACAAGGAAGCCUGCACAGUAGCAAUUUUUCAUACAAAUUCAUCUACUGUGCAAGUUUAUAUGCCUGUGGUUAUCCUCAAGAAGUUUUCUGCUACCUAUACUCUUCCUCAAUACAUGUCACAUUUAUAGACAUUUAUGGAAAUUGAUAAUUUUAUAUGCCCUAUGAUAUAUACAUAUAUUUUGUUCUAUUUUAUCCUUUUGGGCUUUUUGUAAAUAGUUUAAAUUUCACAUGGACAAUUUUACGGCUGUUAUAAUUUUAUAAAGAAACCAAUAGAUUUAGUAUAGGUAAUUCAAAUUAUUGUUGUAAAUAAUGUACUAUUGUGUACUCAUUUGUAAAUAAAUGUAAUAAUAAUUAAAAAGUCUUUUAGUUGAAUUCAAUAUCAUGGAUUUAUAUAAAUUCUGUAGUGUUCUUAUACCUAUAUUAUUUAUCUAAAACUUUUUUAUACUGUAGUAUGGGACACCUAUAGAUUGUAAACAGAUAGAAUGUUUUUGAUUUGAUAAUAACUAUUCAUGCUAAUCUAAAUGAUUAAAGUAAUAUGACUGUUGAUAUUGAGAACCUGUCAGCCUUGUGUCAUUGUUAAAAUCAAGUAAAUGACAAAUUGAUUCAACGCAAUGUAAAUAAAAUUAGCAAACAAAGGAAGUAUGAUAAAAGUUGUAAGGGAGAGGAUAAAAAUGAAAUAGUACUUUUAAAACUUAACUUUAAUACUAUAGCUUACAAGUAACAUCAGUGCACAAUGGGACCUAAAGGUUCCGCUUUUAUAUUGCCCAAGUCGAGUCUACUGUCAAUAGAUUCAUCUAUUUGUCCAACUACAGCAAUAUUAUCUCCGCGAAUUAUGUGAAGACCGAGGACCACUUGAGCUAUGCCAGUAGAUGAUGAAAACACUCUUUCAUGAGACUCAUCUAAAAUAAUAUUGAUGGUCUGAUCAAAACCCUUCAAUGUUCCAAUGAAAUUACGCCCGUCCGCAGUUAUAACCGAUACUGUCUGAUUUACAUAGUUUUCCAGACCAGAAGCCAUUUUUACUAUUACAGUUGUUUUGUAAAUAAAUUCACGGUAAUAUCUAACCGAUUUUCAAGAUUUGGUUAGAAUUUCUAUGACUGACAGUGAGGUAAACAAAUGCGAUAAAAAGCACAGAUAAGAAAU